ACUCUGCCUGUCAAAAAAAAAAAAAAAAAAAAAAAAGACACUGGCCAGCAGAAAUAAGAGAUUGGGAACCACAUGUGUGUUUAACUGUUCUAGUAGCCACUUUCAAAAGGAAAAAGAAACAAGAGAAAUUAAUUUUAUUAGUAUAUGUAAAUGUAUCCAAAAUUAUCUCAACAUGUAAUCAAUAUACACUUUUUACUGAGAUAGUUUGCAUUCUUUUAUUGGGUAGGCUGAGAUACGGAAUCUUUCAAAUACAGCCCAGUAUCUAUUUUACACUUAUAACAUAGUUCAGCUGUAAAAUUGUCAUUAGAAAUACUUGAUCUGUAUUUGGACACAAAAUUUACAGUUGACAAAGUAGAUUCACAUACCCUAAUUAUUCCUAACAUACUUGAAAGUUUUCCCAAAACUGACUCCAUUGUUAGGUUUCAAAAUUUUUUUAUUGUUUAGUGUUUUUUUUUUUUAAGAUUUAUUUAUUUAUUUGAAAGAAUUACAGAGAGAGAGAGGGAGAAACAGAUCUUCCAUCUGCUGACUCCCUAGAUGGCUGCAAUGGCCAGGGCUAGGCCAGGCCAAAGGAGCUUCUUUUAGGUCUCCCACAUGGGCGGCAGGGGCCAUCCCUCACUGUUUUUCCCAGGCCGUCCAGUAGGGAGCUGGAUUGGAAGUGGAGCAGCUGGGACCAGUGUCCAUAUGGAAUGCCAGCAUCACAAGCGGCAGCUUUACCUGCUGUGCCACAGCAUUGGCCCUCCAGACGUCAAAUUCAAAUGGAUAAAAGAAGAUCUAGUUUCUCAGUCACAUCAGUCACAUUUCACAUGUUUGUUCACCUAAUGUACCUGGUGGGUGGGGUCCUCAAACAGCUCCUGUGCCUUAGUGACACCCACGUAGUGAGACCAACCUUGGCUCUUCAUUAUGUUAGAAGUUUGUGGAGAAAGGGAGGAUGUGAGUAAACCUCAUAUCCCCAUUUUUCUAAUAGUGAGACUGAGGCUUAGAAGGGCCAAACUGUUUAGCUGCAGGCACCCGUGGUAGAGCCAGCGCCAGAACUUCUGGUGCCCAGGCCAGCGCUCCUCCCACUCUUUCCCAAGGGCUCCACUUUCCCAGCAGGCCUCAGCAGGCGCUUGGUGUACAUGCCAGCAGAGAGCAGCAGUGAAAUGCAGGAUGAGCGUGCUAUCCCUGGACUUCUGUACCCACACUCUGCCAACCUGAUUCUAGUUGUCCCUACAUGGUCAUGGCACAUCUGGAGGUAGGCUUUGACCAGGAAGCCCAAAGGGCAUUUUCAUGCACUGCUCCUUAGCGGCUCUGGGAGAGCCUGGGCCCUGCACAGUUGUGUGCUGUCCAGGUGUACGCACUGUGCACUCCAUGGGUUUGCAGCUGUAGCCAGAGGGGCUCCAGCAAUGCUUUCUGCCUUGUGCCUGACCUGGGCCCCAGUGUCUUACCCUCAAACAGUGACAGGGGAAGAAAGACAGGAUGAGCAGGGGCUUCUCCCCUCCCAAACCAAAAAUUCCAGCUGUGAGAGUCCAGCCCUGCCCUGUGGAGAUUGGGACAAUUCUCCCAGAUGGGUCAGCAGACAUAGCAUUGUACUUGGGGCUGCUCUCUGCUCCUGAAAUUGCAGAGAAGUAGGGAAAAGGUUUUGAAAAUAGUUUUUCCUCCCUAGCUUGUAUGCUCAGAAACUUUGAUUUGUGUUAGAGCUGUGAUUGCUCAUCUCUGGGGAUUCUGACAAUGCUGCAGCUCAGGGAAGCCAACUCCACAGCCCACUCUCCUCGUUCCUCUCACCUGGAACAAAAAGCCGAGUCUGAAUCCUCAUCCUAGAGCCCCAGCCUUCAUGAUUUGGCCAUGUUGCUUUCCAGAAGGUUUCAGGAAGACUGGUUAUGCAAGUGACACUUCCUGUUUACUCAGUUUUAAUCAUUAAUGGCUGAGGAUGGUGAAUUGUGAGCACGAAAGUGUUCUAAUGUCAUUUAUUUGAGAUGGUUUACUCUCAUGGCAGUGCACCAAACAGCUGUAGCAAUUUACACACGAGGAAUUGAACCAGGGCCUCUCAGACCCCAGCAGAUGACUGUUCUGCAUGUGAAGUGUCAGGAGCCUGAAGUUUGGGCUCAAGGCAAUGCUUAUGAUUUGAAGAAAGUGUCAACUACUGAGGUGCCUUUCACCCGUCCUGGGGGAUGUCAUCCACUCUGAUGGUUUCUGUCAUCUGCUUUGGGUUGGAAACUCCCGGAUCUACCACCGGCUGAGAUCAUUCCCUACACUCCAAAACCCUACGUUCAGAUGUCCACUCAGUGUCUCCUGCUCUGCCACUUUGCAGAUUGCCUGAAGAGAGCAUGUCAGAAAUGCUCAACCUGUGUGUUCUGCAGUGUUCUCAUUCCCCUAGUGAUCUCUCCUCCCUCCGUUGGGCAGGCCAGAAACCUGGGUUGUCUUUUGACUUUGCCUUCCCCUUAACCUCUGGCAUAUGAGACCCUGCAAGAUCUGGCUUGUGCUUAGCCCCGCAGCCUGCUCUCUCAGCCCUCUGUCUGGAUCUUGAGCCAUGCCAAAGGUGCCACAUUUUACUAACCUGCAGGUUUCUGCUGUGCUCUUCAAUAUUUAUCAGUCCAGGCCAAAGCCAGGAGUCUGGAACUCCAUCCAGGUCUUCAAUGCUUGUGCCAUCACCCACUGCUUUCCCAGGUGUAUUAACAGGGAGCUGGAGCAGAUAUGGGACAGCCAGGACUCAAACAGGCGCCCAGAUGGGAUGCCUGCAUCUCGGUAGGGAGUUUAACCUACUGUGCCACAAUGCUGGCCCCACCACUGUGUUCUUGUCCCCCCUCCCUCAUCUUCUCAACUACUGAAGAUUAGAGGCAUGCAUUGCCAGAGUCUGCGCAGCUGGCUAUAUUUCUCUCAUGACAUUCAUCAUACUCGGUUGUCACACUUGCUGUGGGAUGGCCUUGUUCACUGUUCUCUCCCCUGUACUGAUAGGUGCCCAGUAAAUAUUUGUAGACUAAUGGUUGACCUGGAUGGAGAAAUGUGUGCCUAGUACCUUGCUAGGUAAAUGGCCUACGUUAUCUCAUUUAACAAGAGGAGAAUCAGGGAGACUGUUUAGGAAGUAGAUUUGGCAAAAUAUUGGGAGAGACAGCAGGUUGGCUGAAACUGGAUGAGAGUGAUGAGGGAGUAGGGGAUGUGAGCCACAGUCCACAGGACUUGCUGAGGGCUUGAAUGGGGAACAGGGGAGUCGGUAGGAUGGAACAAGAGGCGGCAAGGGAACUGCUGAGUUUUUGGCCAGAGUAACUCCUGAGAAGGGAGUGGAGGGUAAUCGGUGUGUGUGGAUAAGUUUGUCAGGAGGAGAUUAAGAGCUGUUUCUGAUAGGUGUUCAGCUUGCUGUGCCAGGUGGACAUGGAUAUAUCAAUCUAGAACCCUGUAAUAAGAUCAAGCAAGGCUAGAGUUCCUCAUUUAGAACCCCCCAAAAGUCCCUAGGCCAGACCUCUGCCAACUGAAGUCUUCUAGCUUCCUGACUCGCACAGCACGUGGCCGCAGAGGCAGGAUUGGAACCCAUACCCACCAACUCCAGCACUGCCUGCUGAGCCAUGACACAGGAGUGGUGUUUCCAGUCCCCGCUGCUGCCCCGCUCAGCCACCUGUGGUGUACACGGCUCCAUGCCAGCCUUAGGAAUUGUUCUGAAUUUGAAGUAUGCUGUUCUUACAGAUUUGGAGCAUACGUAGGGAUAAUGACUCUUGUUGUUUCUCACCUAAGUUGAAUAAGCACCCUGCGCACUUUAAUUUCCUGGUGGUGCCAUCAGGCUGACUGAAGACAGGAGUUUUGAAAUCGCAGCUAUAAAGACAUCCAGCCAAAGUCUCAAUCUUGCCUUAACAAUGUUACAGAGGCUGAAUAAAAUGUUUAUGGGUGAAGUCAAUGCUUCUUCCAACCAAGAGCCAGAAUUCAGUGAGAAAGAAGAUGAUGAGUGGAUUCUCGUUGACUUCAUAGACACUUGCGCUGACCUCUCAGCAGAGGAAGAGGAAGAAGAAGAGGAAGAGGAAGAGGACCUCAGUGAGGAGUCACCUGCUGAGCACGCUUCUGUCUUCUCCUGUUUGCCUGCAUCGCUUGAGUGCUUGGCUGACACCAGUGAUUCCUGCUUCCUCCAGUUUGAGUCCUGUCCAAUGGAGGAGAGCUGGUUUAUCACCCCGCCCCCAUGUUUUACCGCAGGUGGGUUGACCGCUAUCAAAGUGGAAACGAGUCCGAUGGAAAACCUUCUCAUCGAACAUCCCAGCAUGUCUGUCUAUGCUGUGCAUGCCUCCUGCCCUGGGCUCAGCGAGGCCAGCUGCGGCACCGAGGGACUGCACGAUCCCACAGGCCCCAGGUGUGUUCCCACGACUUUACUCUCCAUGGGCAGUCUGCUGAGGGGCCAGGAAAAGCUGCUAAUAAGACUCACGGACACAGAAGUGGAAGCUCAGGAGGAGGUGGAGCAGCACACCCACUGCUAUGUGGCAGCUCUCGCUGCUCACACAACUUUGCUGGAACAAUCCAAGAGCUUUCGCCCUUCCCAGUGGAUAAAAGAGCACAGUGAAAAACAGUCUCUGAACAGAAAUAGCCUUCGUCGCCAAAAUCUUACCAGGGAUUGCCACUCUCGGCAAGGCAAGCACAGUGGCUGGGUUGUUCACCAGCCCUGCCCGCGUCAGUACAAUUACUAAGAUUUGCAAGAGUCGUUGCUUGGUCUCUCUCAGUUUGUGCAUGUGUGUGUGGAUGUGCGUAUCCGUGCAGUGGGCACGCUGUCUCCACAGCCAGUGAGGACCGAACACUUCGUUGCAUCAGUGUGUUUGGACACUCUGGAAAACCUGAUUUAUUUGUUGGGUACCACAUAAUGCCUUGCUGUUAACAUUUACUUUUUUGUAAAUUUUCUCAGAAUAUUUUUGGAAACAUAUCAAUACAGUGUUUGUUGUUUGGGGAUGUCUUUAAAUCUAUUGAGGUGUACAUGAGUUAGCAUUUUAAAGACAUUUCUUCCCAAGUAUAAGAAUAGGCAUCUUUUGGUUUCAUUUUAUUUUGUAUUACUUAAUCAAUCUUUUGAGUAAGCAAAAAUCUAUUCUCAGGGUCAGCCAUACACUUUAUUGACCAGUACUUGAUAAUCUCUUGUGUAUAUAAUGAACACAUUUUUACACUAACAUGAGCAUUAACAGGUGAUAGUUGCCAUGGAUAUAGUGGAAUUGUGGCUGGACUUUGUUUUGAAAGAAAACUUGAUAUAUUCCGUGUGUAUGGUUUUCGUUUUGUUUUCCCGACUGGUCAUGCCGUUCAUUUUGGAAUUCAGGUACAUUAGGCUUUAGUGAACAGUCCUUUGAGUCCUUGCUGUGUGACUAGUGCCGUGGGACAGGCAUCGCAGAGGCCCCACGUGCAGAGGGGUUACCAAAGCCCUGUCAAAGAAUAUGCGGAAAACUCGUGGCCCCGACGGACCCCUCGGCUAGCGUACAAGCUGCUUCUGUUCUUUCCUGCCGGCUCUGCCAGUUCCGCCUCGUGUGAGCUCUGCUGUGCGGGCGCCUGUGACGCCAUUUCUGUGGGGGAGGGGAUGCGCACAAGAAAAGCAGGAGGCUUUAUUUUCGCAGACACGAGGGCCAGCCCUCUGCCAAGCGGCAGGCGAGGGCGGCAGCAGGUGUCUGGGGAUGGCUUUCACAGCACCGAGGCCGGAACCACAGGCUGGCUUCCGUGAGUGCUCACGUUAGCCCUCACUUCAGCAAAAUCUCCAACCACUCUGGCCCCCGCACCCACACCCGGCGCCGCUGCGGGCCCUCACACAGGUGAAAUGGGGCUGUGCAGACCGAGCCUGUGCGAACUUCCAAGGCCUUUCUACUGACUCCAGUGACGGCGGGGCGCUGCCACUACUGUUCCCCACAGCGUUGGUGCUACUGUGGCCAGAGUGUAGGGGUCCCCUCGCGCGCAGGCGCAGGCCACUUGACUUGACACAGAAAAGUCGACUUCCUUAUCUCUAGCCACUCUCUUCACGUUGUAGGGGUGGUGGGGGUCUUGCUGAGCCAUCCACACCCUCGCUGGUGCCCUCUGCAACUCACCAGACUCGUGCCUGGUCCACUCUGCGGAAGGCCCCUAGCCUCGCCUUCCCAGUCCCGCAGCUUGUGUGUCCGAGUCCUGGGCUAUGAAAUGUCUACAAGGAAAAAGCAACAUGGCCUCGGGCAGGACUGAGUGCCUCAGCAGCUGUGUAGCAGCCUGCUGCAGGCAGCCGGGGCGCCCAGGCCGGAGCUGGCCCCAGCCGCUGUGGAGCCGGCCCGGGCCAAACGUGUGGACACCCGCUGGUUCUAGAUUCUUCCACUGGCCAUGACCGAGUGCCAGGAUGCCUCUUUAGAACAAGAGGCUGGAUCCCCUGCCCCUUUCUCUGUUGACUUCCCCUUUAUUUAUUUGUUUUCUAAUUAGGGGCCAAGAUUGUAAAGUUUUGUUAAACUGAGUUAGAAGUUAGUUUGUUACUACGUGCGUUUACCAGAGGUGGGAGAUGAGGUCAAGUUUUCCUGAAGGUGUGUGUUUCACACCCGCUGUUCUGGGCCAUAGGCUGGUGACUUGGAACGGAAGGUGUGUGUUUCACACCCGCUGUUCUAGGGCUGUAGGCUGGUUGGUGACUUAGAAACGGGCCACUCACCUCUUCUGAGGGGAACCCGAGUGCCUGGCGUCUCUGUGCGCAUGUGUGCUCAGUGCCUCACCAGCUACAGAAGUUCAGCCGUGAGAAUUUGUUUGGCAGCAUGAACAGAUUUGUAUAUAAACAUGCAGUGGUCUUUUUUUUUAAUACAAUAUUUUCAAAUUUCCUGAUACCUUAAAUAUAUUUACAUCUGUUACUCACUGACUUUGUUGGCCUAAAGGCCCUGCUUUUCUAUGCUUUAUUCCUAGAAAACAAAAAACAUUUAGACAUUGGGAUUUCCUUUCAGGAUUAGGAUUACCAGGCCCCCUGUGAUAUCCUCCCGUGGUUUCUGUGUCAGUGUGUAAGGUUUCUGUCAAAUGUAGGAAUGGAAGAAAAUGGUUACAUCAUUCAGUUGAAGUUCUCAGAGUUCAAGAGAUGUUUGUUAGGUGUCUACUGCAUUGAAAAGACAUAAGGCCAAUAAUAAUACAGAAUGAUGUUGACGUGUUAACUAUUCUUGAACAAUGGCCAAAAUACACUUUAUUAUGGGUUUAUUACUUUUGCUGUUGUAAAUACUAGUGGUUUACAGUGCGCUUUAAUGCAUAGUCCUUAAGAAUGGGCGCAGUGAGCAAUGAGAGCCCUCUGAAUUUCAUAGCGCUCUUUCUGAACUGGUAACGGAGCCUGGUAUUUGGAAGAAGCCUGGAAUAUGUGGGCACAUAAGCAGUGCUUAGCGGAUGAGUUUCUUAGCUUUUACAGGACACUGUGCUUCUGAGAGUUUGUGUUUUUGUUAAUGAAACACUUUCUGCCAGUCCUCUGUUUAUUUUUCUUUCUCAGCUGACUGAAUUACAUACUGCACAUUACUGCACGGUGAGCUGAAGACGGCCAUCCGCUCGCCUUCCGUGGCACUGCAUUUAUAGGCUUGGCUGGGUGGAGGAUUUUUUUGCAGAAGAUGCGAAGUGAUAGGAUUUUUUCUCCUAUUGCAGGGAGCUUUUUACCCUGUUAGUUUCCUGUCCCUGUUUUCAGCUCCCCAGCAGUCUGCUGUGUUUACACACUUCCUUUGCUGUACCAGUGCUGUGACUCAAGGUGAACACAGUUCACUUAAAACUUGACAGGACUGUUCAGCAUUGCUUGUUUUUGCUUCUCGCACCUGUAUAGUACACUGGUUUGGCAUCUACGUCUUCGUGGAGAUCUUGAGUUUCUGUGCUGUUUCUCAUCCUUCUCGAGGAAAUGUAUUAUCUUUAGAUCCUCUCAAGAAAAAACAAGGGACUUUCUUAUCCUUAUUUCCUUUGAGUUGGAAAAAAAAUGCAGGACUCCAACUGGAAGGGUACACAUGUACAUUUAAAUAGGUUGGAAGGAAAAGUUGGGGGCAUUUCCAGGGUUAUUUUUUGCUUUUAGAAUCAGCUAGAAGACUGCUCCUAGUACUGGGAGAUACUAGUACAUGUUUGUGAUGUUACCUUAAAAUUACCUGCUUAUUUUACGAGGCCCAUGGAUGCCAGGUAAACACUUUGAAAAGCUAGGCCUCUAUCAUGAUGGUUUCACUGCCGUCCGCCUUGCUGAUAGAUUAUAAAUGGCAUCUCUCCUUAUUUUAAUGCUUACAGUUUUAUGUAAAAUGCUUUAUUUAGGAAACCUACACAGUACUCAUACAGUAGGGUUAGCCUUGCCACGCUCUGGUAUCACUUGAAAGUUGACACCAGUGGAGGUGGCCUCAGGUUGAGGAAAGCAAACAGAUCAGGAGAUCUGUUGUUAGUAGCUGUGCCCUUCCUGUGGGAGGAGUUACCGUUCGAGGAAGGCAGCUUCAGUGGAUAAUGUUUUGUAUAUCAUUGAGAAUUUUCCUUAGGACAUUUUUAAAAAUUGUUACAUGUUCAGUGCUCAGUUCUCUGUAUCUGCCUGAAGUUUUAGAAUUUGUUUUCUAGGUGGACUUAUAAUAACCAAACCAGUACUUGGGGAGGUGAGAUGUGUGCGUUUAGGCUGGGAGUGUAUGAGUGGUUUUGUUUGCCUUCUGUAUGUGUUUUCCUCCAGAGGUUUUGAACUUCAAUCCAUAACUGUGUUAUUUUUUAAGUGGUUUAUUUUGUUGUUGUUAUUGUUUUUGGUCAAGCAAAAUUGUGGACACAUUUGCUUCUCAAGGGUGGGGCCAGGGUUACAGAGACGGAAGAGUAUUGGAGAUAUACUAUGUGCCUUCUCAAUGUGUUUCUGGACACAGAUUUUUUUUUAUCAACUUGAAAACUAAAAAGGGACAUUUGGUUAAGUUAUAUACUGUACAUCAAUCUAUGCAUAAAUGGCAGCUUAUUUUCUUGAGCCACUGUCUAAAUUUUUUUCUGUUUUUAUAGAAAUGUUUAAUACUAAUUGGUUCAUUGAUGGUCGAUUUUAUACAGACUGAACAAUACAGCACUUUGCCAAAACUAAGUGUAGCAUUGCUUCAAUACUGUGUAUUAACACCAGUUCUCUGUACUGGGUUCAGCAGUGCACUUUGCACAACCUGGAGUUACGGUUUGUAAUCUGUCAGUUAAUAAAAUGUCCUUUAACUUCA
This is a messenger RNA of Oryctolagus cuniculus (rabbit), 9080 nucleotides long. The record is from RefSeq and is a predicted model, not a curated record. NCBI's taxonomy places the organism in Eukaryota, Metazoa, Chordata, Mammalia, Lagomorpha, Leporidae.